Molecule: messenger RNA, 2041 nt
Organism: Centruroides sculpturatus (bark scorpion)
Lineage: Eukaryota; Metazoa; Arthropoda; Arachnida; Scorpiones; Buthidae
Gene: MESR6
Product: UPF0489 protein C5orf22 homolog
Exons: 7
Coding region: 137-1915 (592 amino acids)
Source: RefSeq, a predicted model, not a curated record
UAUCAAACAUCUGGUUCAGUUUAACACGUGGGGCGCUUCAAAUUAAAUGGGCUUUACUCGUUUCGCAAACGAAAACCGAUUUUAGUCGUAACCAAAGGAUAAAACGAUAGUAAGAAUCUUCCUUGUAAUAAAAAAGAUGGAAGCUUGUUGUUCGAAAGUAGAAGGUGCAAGAUUCCGGAAGAAACUAAAGAAAUCCUUGCCUGUAUUUAUAGUAGAAGACCAUAACGAAGUAUUGUAUUACAUCUAUCGCGCUCUUGGAUCUAAGACACUACCUUUUGAAAAUGGUACCAUUAUACAUUUUGAUUCACAUCCUGAUUUAUUGCUACCCAAAGGAUUCGAUCCUAGUUUGAUACGUGAUAAAAAUUAUGUGAUGAGUGUAGUUAGUAUUGAAAAUUGGUUGCUUCCACUCUUCUAUGCUGGACAUUUUGAUACAUUGAUAUGGAUGAAACCUCCUUGGGCACAGCAAAUUCAAGACGGGCGCUAUUUAUUCGAAAUUGGGACAAAUCAACAUAACGAAGUUAGGUUAACAUGUCCAGAACCUUAUUUUGUGAGUGAAUUAUUGUAUUCAAUGCCAGAAAAUUUGAGAGACGAUAAGAAUAAAAUAAAUUUAAUUGUUCAGACGGUAAAUUUUGAAGAAUGUGUUACAGGAAAGGAUAAUAAAGCGUAUAAAAUAGAUCCUCUUAAAACGGAUAAGGAUUGCCUAAAUGAAGAUUAUAGAAAUGAUAUAAGAUCGAAACAAAUAGAGACUCACGUUAAGAUAGCUUCGAAGGCCUCGGGCGAUUUUGUCUCUGAAAAAUUGCAAGUUUCGCCACAACCUUGUGAACCACUAUUGGGUGUUACGAAGACUGUCAAACAAAUUGAUGGCUCCAAAAUUGCCUCCGAGUUAACAGAGGUGAAAAUGCCAAACAAGUUUUCCGUCUUAACUGAAACCAGCUCUCCAUCACAACUAAAGAAUGAAUUAAAUCUAUUAGAAGUUGAAAAUAUAAAAGAAUCUUCCUAUAUUUUAGAUAUAGACUUGGAUUUUUACUCUACUCGAAAUCCUUUUUUGGUGUUACUCGGUAGAAACUGUUUUGAAAAAUUGCAACGUCUCUAUUCCUUUCAUAUUGAUGCCGACACUAAAAAUGAGGAAUUAGAGAGAGUUACGAUCGAAAGGAAAAAACAAUUGGACGAAUUAGAGAAUAUGUUUAAACAUCUUCAUAAGGGUGGAACUAUUAACGAGUUACCUCGAAGUAGCAGGUUAACAUGUCCAGAACCUUAUUUUGUGAGUGAAUUAUUGUAUUCAAUGCCAGAAAAUUUGAGAGACGAUAAGAAUAAAAUAAAUUUAAUUGUUCAGACGGUAAAUUGUGAAGAAUGUGUUACAGGAAAAGAUAAUAAAGCGUAUAAAAUAGAUCCUCUUAAAACGGAUAAGGAUUGCCUAAAUGAAGAUUAUAGAAAUGAUAUAAGAUCGAAACAAAUAGAGACUCACGUUAAGAUAGCUUCGAAGGCCUCGGGCGAUUUUGUCUCUGAAAAAUUGCAAGUUUCGCCACAACCUUGUGAACCACUAUUGGGUGUUACGAAGACUGUCAAACAAAUUGAUGGCUCCAAAAUUGCCUCCGAGUUAACAGAGGUGAAAAUGCCAAACAAGUUUUCCGUCUUAACUGAAACCAGCUCUCCAUCACAACUAAAGAAUGAAUUAAAUCUAUUAGAAGUUGAAAAUAUAAAAGAAUCUUCCUAUAUUUUAGAUAUAGACUUGGAUUUUUACUCUACUCGAAAUCCUUUUUUGGUGUUACUCGGUAGAAACUGUUUUGAAAAAUUGCAACGUCUCUAUUCCUUUCAUAUUGAUGCCGACACUAAAAAUGAGAACCGAAGAAUUAAAGGAAUUACUCGAAGAUAUAAGAAAGGAAAAAAUAAAUAUAGAUUACAAUCUUCUCCAUGAUGCUGGUUGUACAUGUGAUGUAUCGCCACUCCCACAUUACGUCACAAGCAUUGACGACAUUCGCCAUCUGGUGCGGAAAACCGGCAACAUUUUGUAUCAAUUACCAAAACCCGCCAUAAUAACAAU